Molecule: messenger RNA, 450 nt
Organism: Naumovozyma castellii
Lineage: Eukaryota; Fungi; Ascomycota; Saccharomycetes; Saccharomycetales; Saccharomycetaceae
Gene: MPC3
Product: mitochondrial pyruvate carrier
Exons: 1
Coding region: 1-450 (149 amino acids)
Source: RefSeq, a predicted model, not a curated record
AUGUCUACGAUAAACAUGUUCUUCAGAAGGGUGUGGAACUCACCUACGGGCCCCAAGACAGUCCAUUUCUGGGCCCCCACGCUAAAAUGGUCUCUGGUUAUUGCAGGUUUCAACGAUAUGAAGAGACCAGUAGAUAAAUUAUCUGGUACACAAAACCUAUCAUUAUUAGCUACAGGUUUGGUUUGGACCCGUUGGUCCUUUGUCAUCACUCCCCGGAACUAUUUGCUUGCCUCGGUGAAUUUCUUCCUUGCCGGUGUUGCAGGAUUCCAAAUAUCAAGAAUUGUUAAUUUCAGAUUGAAAGAAGGUGAUUCUAAGAAGCAAGUAAUGGACUACAUUAUUAAUGGUUCAGAUUCCUUGAAGGGAAGAUCGAGUGGAAUGAUGGAUGUCGCCACUACGGGCAUGAAAGUAGGGUCUUCCAACGCCACCGAUUUAACUUCCAUAUCGCAUUGA